This is a messenger RNA of Trichomonas vaginalis G3, 1443 nucleotides long. Its product is annotated as MULE transposase domain-containing protein. The coding region runs from base 1 to 1443 and encodes 480 amino acids. Lineage: Eukaryota; Parabasalia; Trichomonadida; Trichomonadidae. The transcript has a single exon. The record is from RefSeq and is a predicted model, not a curated record.
AUGCAGAUCCAAGAUCACGAACUCACAUAUAUCGAGUUGCUUAAGUAUGGAGUGCAACAAGAAAUCCAAGCAGGUUGUAGUUAUUCAUAUAAAACUAGGAAAGAAAGAAAUCAAAUCCAAUUUAAUUGUAAGUUGCCGAAUUGUCCAUGUCGCUUCCUUGUUGAUACACUUCCCGAUGACAAGUACCACAUACGAAAAUGUAUUAACACCCACAAUCAUUCUGCCCCUUUUCCAAACAAAUCACAACAAAUUACAUCAUAUUUUUAUAGAUCUUAUUUAACAAGAUAUUUUGAAUCAAAUCAAGACCGUGUUUACGCACAAUUAAGGUGUUUCAAAGAUCUUAAUAUCCCAUUUGAUAGUGGGAUCAUUCAGGAAAUGUUUCAACAAUCUACAGAUGCUUUAAAAAAGUUUUCUAAACGCCUUCAUGCAAUCAAUACCCGUUUCUCAGCGGAUGAUGUUACAUCUCUUGCAAUUUUUGUCGACAUGGUUAAGAGUCAUUCUCCGGAUGAUCUCAUCGAGUUUAUUCACGAGCCAGAUCGUAUGAUUUUCUAUUACGCCCCAUUCGAAGCAAAUGCUUUUUCACAUCAAAUACAAACUUAUCACAUUGAUUCCACUUAUAAGCUCUUGCGCUCUCGCAUACCAUUUUAUGCCGUCACUGGCAAAUUCGCGGAAUCAAUUGUUUUUCCGUUUUUGUAUUUUUUCGUUUGGCCCGACACAAGUGAAAAUAUACAAGUUUGUCUCACAGCAUAUUUUGGCUCCAUCAAUCGUGAACCAUCUUAUUUUUCAAUGGACUGCGCACCUCAAAUCACAAAUGCUGUUGAAACAGCCAUCCCCUUAUGCCAGAUCAUUUGGUGUGGCGUUCAUGUGUUGCGCGCUGUCAUGAGAAAGGCUGAAAAGUUUCAAGAUCGUUCCAACUUCGAAACUUUCUAUAACUUAAUGAAGUUAUUGGUCUUUGGUUCUGAAGAGGAAGAAAUUGAUCCUGAUGAAGUUUACAACAAUUUAGAAGAAAUUUUAAAUGAGGAACCUGCUGCCCGUGAAUACUUUGACCGACAGUGGCGCCAUCAUCUUGACAGGUGGAUGCUUCGCUAUAGAAAUGAAGGAGAUGGAACAAACAACAUCUCGGAAUCACAUUUCAAGGUUUUGAAGCACCAGUACUUCCCAGAAAGGCGAAAUCUUCGACUCGAUGAACUUGUCAUCGAGUUAUAUUCCAGUGUUGUUCCUUCAUUCCUGAUUAAGUUGCAAAUUAAAGGUCUGGAUUCAGAGAGAAGUGUUAAAGUUAUCAAAAAAGUCACAAGAGAUUUCGAAGAAAUGACACAAUUUAAAAAAGUCGAAUGCAUCAGUAUGCUUGAAGCUGUUCAGAAAGGUCUGAAAAAUGAUACACUUGAUCCCAACAUUGUUUACUCAACAUUAAAAAUAUUAUUGCAAAGAAAACAUUUGAUUUAA